AUGAUGUCGCGCAGCAGACCCCGCGGCGCUCAGCUCAAGGAUGACGCCGACGAGGAGCGCAGUAUCUGGAACCAGCUCCGCGCUGAUGCCAAGAAGGUCGAUGCACUGGUGAGGGAAUCCAAUGAGAUCGAGAAACGCAUCUACGAGCUCGGAGUGGCACAGCAAGCUAUUGAAGGCCGGGGUGAUAUGCCUCCAGCUGAUGUUGACCAUGAACUCGACGACCUGGUCCGCAAAAACAUUCGUCUUCACGAGGCCAUCAGCAGCCUGACGGACGGCUCUUCGUCUGACAGCAACAUGUCCAUCACCCAAGGACUCGAACUCCUCUCGGCUCUCCGUGCCGCCUCGGCCAGCUCGCCGGAUACCAUCUCCAACGGCUCCCGCCACGCCAGCUCCAAGGUCCAGCGCAACCCAAAGCGGAACAAGCUUGACCAUGCGUCCAACGACGACACCGACUCCAUUGCCGACUCGCCAAAGCCGUCUCUGAGCUCCGGAGUCAAGGAUCGCCUGGGCGUCGGAAGCAGCAAAGCCGGAAGCAGGAGUACCAGCGUUGGCGCCGGACGCGAGACUAGUGUCAAGGUUGAGGACGGCAACGACAGCAUGGACAGCGUCAAAGUCUCCACCGUCGGCGACCGUCAUCGCCUCAGUGUCGGCACUGAGGUCUUUUACCGCAACAAGCAGAAAAACACUGAAGGCGAGGGUAUCCUGUGCAGCGUUACUUCCGUCAUCGGGGAGGGCAAACAACGGCGGUAUGAGAUCAUCGACUCUGAUCCGGACCCCUCUACCCCCUUGCAACCAUACCGCGCCUCUGUCAGCAACCUUGUUCCCAUUCCGGUGACCAAUGCUGGCCUGACCGAACUACCACUCCGGAAAAACGUCCUUGCUGUAUACCCCGGCACGACCACUUUCUACAAGGCCGAGGUAGUUGCCUCUCGGGCAGGCAAAGGCCUGAAGAAGGAUGGAAAGGAAAUCGGCGGGUCCCUUGGCGAGCUCAAAGACGGCUUCGUCCGACUGCGCUUCGAAGGCGAAGAUGAGGCUGAUCGCGAGAUGGAUGUGGAGAGACGAUAUGUCCUGCCCGAGACUGGAAGAUAA
Messenger RNA from Diplodia corticola, 1089 nucleotides. Its product is annotated as saga complex component. Gene Ontology annotation, cellular component: SAGA complex. The record is from RefSeq and is a predicted model, not a curated record. Bases 1 to 1089 code for a protein of 362 amino acids. Lineage: Eukaryota; Fungi; Ascomycota; Dothideomycetes; Botryosphaeriales; Botryosphaeriaceae. The transcript has 5 exons.